AUGCCUCUUCAGCUUAUUCAUGUGCCUCUUGUCGACUGGGAAGUAUCCGACGUUCGAACAGCUGAUGCAAGGCGAUCUCCUAUGACGUUCUCUGUAAGGCCACUAGUAGACCACAUUUUGGUCGAUUACAUCAAAUAUAAAGGAUGGUCUCAUGUGGUCUACAUACACGAUGGAGCAAAUGGUUGGCUGACCGGACUUUGCAUGGAAUGUUCGAGUAUCUUAACGCAAAACAGAUGGGGUACAAUCUGUUUGUGGAUAAUUUUAGGGUGGGUAAUUUUUUCCAAUCCAAAGUAUAUCUUUUUUACAAACCGUCUGCAGGCUCCCACCGAUGAGGAAUUCUUCCGCGAAUUUCUAAACGACUUUCACAGAAGGAUGCCAGUUCAUGUGAUCGUUGAUCUCGAGGGCGGCUAUCGUAUGAGGAUGUUUUUAAGAGCCCUUGAAGAAAGUGUACUUGUCAAGAAGGAGUACCACUAUGUUUUCGCUAAUUUUGAAAUGGAAGAUGCAGAUCUGGCCUCAUUCCACUAUUCGCUGAUCAAUAUCACGGGUUUUCAGAUGUUUGAUCGAAUGGAUAAAAAAUUUGUGUGA
Messenger RNA from Strongylus vulgaris, 585 nucleotides. The record is from the annotation of a GenBank genome assembly. NCBI's taxonomy places the organism in Eukaryota, Metazoa, Nematoda, Chromadorea, Rhabditida, Strongylidae.